ACAGGAGGAACGGUGCGAAGCGCGCCACCGGAGACAGGCAGCGCGGCGGACAGCCACGGCCGGGGCGCAGCCUUGCAACGGCCGCGGGCGCCAAAAUUGAAGCGUCGGUUGGUGGCGGUUGGUGCUGUCUGUGAGGAGCGGGGCCGGGCGGGCUGCUGGGGUAUUUACAACCAAGAGUCGUUUCUCCGUAUCCCUGGGAGGAGUACGCGGCCCGGUCGCUUGGGAAGAUGCACAUCAAGUCGAUCAUACUUGACGGGUUCAAGUCCUACGCGCAGAGGACGGAGAUCGACGGCUUCGACCCGCUGUUCAACGCCAUCACCGGCCUGAACGGCAGCGGCAAGUCGAACAUCUUGGACUCCAUCUGCUUCGUGCUGGGCAUCACCAACCUGACGCAGGUGCGAGCUGCCAACUUGCAGGAUCUUGUUUAUAAAAAUGGACAAGCAGGAGUUAGUAAAGCAACUGUGUCCAUUAUCUUUGACAAUACUGACAAGAAACGGAGCCCACUGGGAUUUGAAAGCUGUGAUGAGAUCACCAUCACCAGGCAGGUUGUCAUUGGAGGUAAAAAUAAGUAUCUCAUCAAUGGCUUGAAUGCUACCAACACUCGUGUACAGGACCUCUUCUGUUCUGUUGGACUCAAUGUCAAUAACCCUCACUUUCUCAUCAUGCAGGGACGAAUUACCAAAGUCCUAAAUAUGAAGCCACCAGAGAUUUUGUCAAUGGUUGAAGAAGCAGCUGGUACUAGGAUGUAUGAAUGCAAGAAAAUGGCUGUCCAGAAAACCAUAGAGAAGAAGGAAGCCAAACUGAAAGAAAUUCAAACGGUCUUAAAUGAAGAGAUCACUCCAAGUUUAGAGAAACUGAAAGAGCAACGAAUGUUCUAUCUAGAGUACCAAAACAUAGUGCGAGAAAUAGAGCAUUUCAGCCGCCUCUGCAUAGCCUAUCAGUUUGUUCUGGCUGAAGAGACAAAAGUACACACUGCUGAUACAUUAAAGGAAGCACAGACAAAGAUAGGAAAGAUUCAAGAAUCAUUGGCUGAGAAUGAGAAGAAGGCAAAGGAACUUCAGAAAGAAAUAGCAGAGUUGGAAGAGGAAAGGAACAAGGAAAUUGGUGAUGCGUUCCAGUCACUUGAAGCUACUCUUUCAGAACUUCAAAGACUUGAUGCUAAAGCAAGAAGUGCUCUUGAUCUCUUGAAGGAGAAUUUAAAAAAUGAAGAGAGUAAGCACAAAGAACUGGUAAAAUGCAUGCAGGAGGAUUCUAAAGCAUUCAUGUCAAAGCAGAAAGAAUUAAAGAAGAUACAGGAAGAACUAAAUGCUUUACAGGAAGAAAAUAAAAAAGACACAGAUGCUUUAGCUGCAGCCCAACAGAAUUUCAAUGCUGUGCAUGCUGGCAUGUCUAAGAACGGUGAUGGUGAAGAAGCUACUCUUGCAGACCAGAUGAUGACCUGCAAAAAUGAAAUUAGCAAAGCUGUAACAGAGGCUAAACAGGCCCAAAUGAAGUUAAAAUAUACACAGCAGGAAUUAAAGACAAAACAAGCGGAAGUUAAAAAGAUGGAUGGGAGCUACAAAAAAGACCAAGAAGCCUUUGAAGCUGUCAAAAAAGCAAAAGAAAAUCUAGAGAAUCAAAUGGAAAAACUAAGAUAUGAAGAUGCAAAACAAGGAGACCUUUUAGAAAAAAAGAAGCAACUGACUCAAGACAUCGCUCAGCUGAGACAGUUAUAUGACAGCUUAGUAGCAAAGUUUCCUCACCUACAUUUUGAAUACAAACAUCCAGAAAAGAAUUGGGAUUCAAGCCUUGUGAAGGGCCUUGUUGUAACUCUUUUCACCCUGAAAGAUGCAGCCACAGCAAAAGCCCUAGAAGUGGUGGGUGGAGGAAAACUCUAUCACAUUGUUGUGGAUACAGAGGCUACUGGCCAGAAGCUUUUAGAAAAGGGUCAGCUAAAGCAUCGAUACACCAUCAUUCCACUAAACAAAAUUUCAGCCAAGUGUAUUGCACAAGAAAUUGUUAAUCUGGCCAAAAGCUUGGUCAAACAUUCUGAUGAUGUGCAUUUAGCCAUUUCUUUAAUUGGGUAUGAUUGUGAACUACAGAAGGCAAUGGAAUAUGUCUUUGGAACAACGCUGGUCUGUAAAGGCUUGGAUAAUGCUAAGAAAGUGACUUUUGACAGAAGGAUAUUGAAAAGAAGUGUUACGCUUGAAGGAGAUGUAUUUGAUCCCCAGGGCACCCUUAGUGGAGGUGCAGGUACACAAACUGUACCAAUAUUGUCAAAAGUUCAAGAAAAGAGAGAAGCUGAAGUCAGUCUCAAAGAAAAGACGUCUGAACUUGCCGUUAUAGAGAAAGAGCUGGCGAGCUUACAUAAUGUUUCUGAAAAGUACCAGCAACUGAAGCAGGAGUGGGAGAUGAAGUCUGAAGAAGCAGAGCUACUGAAAAUGAAGCUUCAGCAAAAUGCUUAUCACAAGCAAGAGGAAGAGCUGCUUGCUCUGAAAAAAACCAUUGCGGAGUGUGAAGAGACAUUAAGGAAAACUGAAGAGAGUCAAAAGAAAGCAGAAGAACAAUACAAGGUAUUGGAGAAUAAAAUGAAAAAUGCAGAAGCAGAACGUGAAAAAGAACUAAAGAAUGUCCAGCAGAAGUUAGAUGACAGCAAGAAGAAGGCUGAUGAUUCAAGCAAAAAAACAAAAGAAAAGCAGCAGGAAGUUGAUGCAUUACUUCUGGAACUUGAAGAGCUAAAACGUGAAGAGGCCAACUUUAAGCAACAAAUUGAGGCUGCAGAGAAAACAAUCAAAUCCUACCAGGAGAAAGUUACCGCGACGGAAGCUGAGGCAUCCAAGUCCAAGGAAUCUGUAGAGAAAGCCCAGAAGGAGCUGGCCAAGCAGAAAGAAGUCAUUGAAGUACAGAAUAAAAAGAUUGAAGCCAAAUCUGCAGAGGCGGUAAAAUACAGAGAACAAACUAAUGAAUUGCAGCUUAAUGUUAAAACGUUAGAGCACAACAUGAGCAAGUAUCAACAAGAGGCUGCUGAUGCCACUACCAAGGUAAACAAAAUGUUGAAGGAGUAUGAGUGGAUAGCUUCCGAGAAACAUCUUUUUGGUCAGCCAAACACAUACUAUGACUUUAAAGCCAACAAUCCUAAAGAUGUAAGUCAGAAGGUGCAGAGACUUCAGGCAAAAAAACAGCAGCUGGAGAAGAACGUGAACAUGUCAUAUAUGAACAUGCUUUCUGAUGCAGAAGAAAAGUACAAUGACUUGAUGAAGAAAAAAAGAAUUGUAGAGAAUGAUAAGAAAAAAAUUAUUGCUACUAUUGAAGAGCUUGACCAGAAGAAAAAUGAAGCUUUACACAUUGCUUGGCAAAAGGUGAACAAAGACUUUGAUUCAAUUUUCUCAAUGCUUCUACCAGGAGCCAAAGCAAUGUUAGCAGUCCAUAAAACUGGAAAAGUCUUCAAUGGUAUGGAGUUCAAAGUUGCCUUAGGAAAUACGUGGAAGGAAAACUUGGUAGAACUUAGUGGAGGCCAAAGAUCCCUGGUGGCCUUGUCCUUCAUCUUAGCCAUGCUUCUUUUCAAACCUGCCCCAAUUUACAUCUUGGAUGAAGUGGAUGCAGCACUUGAUCUCUCUCAUACCCAGAAUAUUGGACAGAUGCUCAGUGCUCAUUUCCGUCACUCUCAGUUUAUUGUGGUGUCCUUGAAGGAUGGAAUGUUUAACAACGCCAAUGUCCUCUACAAGACCAAGUUUAUUGAUGGUGCAUCCACAGUUGCAAGAUACAGCCAGCAGCAGAACAAAAAUAAUGUAUCUAAAAACAAAGCCAAUAGGACUUAGAAAAAACAGAAGGUGAUGGAGGAAACUGAGUGACACAUCAGCUGCAGUAAUGGCUGCUCAGGCGUUGUGUGUCCCUGGUCUGCAGAAAGACCUAAAACAACUGCUUUCAACUUGCUAAUUUCAACAUUUUUGGCCUUGAUUCUUUUAAAAAUGUAUAUUUUUAGCUUAUAAGAAUUUUAAUUCACAGGACAACCACUGCCUGCAUUCUUAGCUAAGCUGCUUCUAAUUCUUCUGCUAUCCCAUUGACAAUUCUAGUCCUCACUCUUCAAGCAUGUACAAAUAAAUGCAUGUAUGUAGGAGCUUGCUUUGUGAGCUGAGGAAUGUUAUAAGUUAGACCACACAA
Messenger RNA from Anas platyrhynchos (mallard), 4140 nucleotides. RefSeq names its product structural maintenance of chromosomes 2 (gene SMC2). Gene Ontology annotation, biological process: chromosome organization. Gene Ontology annotation, cellular component: chromosome. NCBI's taxonomy places the organism in Eukaryota, Metazoa, Chordata, Aves, Anseriformes, Anatidae. The record is from RefSeq and is a predicted model, not a curated record. Gene Ontology annotation, molecular function: ATP hydrolysis activity; protein binding; ATP binding.